This is a messenger RNA of Eruca vesicaria subsp. sativa (arugula), 2777 nucleotides long. NCBI's taxonomy places the organism in Eukaryota, Viridiplantae, Streptophyta, Magnoliopsida, Brassicales, Brassicaceae. The record is from the annotation of a GenBank genome assembly.
ACAAAUAAAUAAAAAAAGAAAAAAAAAUACAAAGAAGAAAAGACAAAAAAAAAAAGGAAAAGGAUAUUUGUUCCUUGUUUCUUCUUCGUAUAAUCGAAGAAAGCUCUGACAUUUCCGAAAAUCUGGCUCUCCAAAAUUCCUUCCUUUAAAUAAAAACCAAACCUCUCUUUUUCUUUUUCUUUUUGCAGUUUCUCUAGCGAGGAGAUGUGAAGAGUCUUUUAACUGUCAAAGAGCGUGAAUGGAUGCAAGGUUUCAUAAAUCUUUAACAGGAUGAUAAACCCAUUCCUUUCCAUUAUUAGAAAGUUCAUAAUUUGAUCCCCAAAAGAAAAAAAAAGGUUUUAAUUUGAUCGACAUAAGCUGAUGAUGAUGGGAAGUAGAGGGAGCGAUGAGGAUUGGUUCUCGGAUGCACGUGAAGAGGUUUCGGAUUGCAACUCCCAAGUGGAAGAAGAAGAAGAAGAUGAAUUUGUACAAGCAACAGGGGAUCUAGACCUCUGGACCAUGAAUCCAGACAGUGUUACAAACCGUCGUCACAAGUUUUUCCAAUCUAUGGGUUUCAGUUUCAAAAAGAGAGACGUCCUUCACAUUGAUCCCCAAGACGAUGUUACUAUUCCUGUCUCCCAACCACCAUUGAACUCUGUCUCUGAAACUGCUGAUCACGAGGAUCACGAGGAAGACGAGAAGUUGUUGAGGAAUGAAUCUCUGUCCUCUCAGUCUUCCUCUGUUACAUCCUUGUCAACUUCUUCUCUGUCUGAUACAUUUCGUUUCAAAGGACCGUGUCUGGAUCGUGCCAAGCACAUUAAUGAUCGCAUUUUCUUGACCAGAGAUUGUUCCAGUAGAUCCGGUUUGAGUGAGUCUGGUCUGAGCGAGUCUGGCUCCAGUAGAUCCGGAGAUUUCCAGAGCUUUUCAUCGAGUCGCUACGAGGAUUCACCUAAGAAGGGAGGAGCGAAAGGGUGGUUAAAGAAGUUAGGUGUUCUAACUCAUGUUCUUGACAAAAACGAAGAUUCCACCACUGAUGGUGAGUCUUUUGGAUCAUCGACAAGGAGGCAACUAACUAGAGUUCAGUCUUUUAAGAAGCAGUUUAAGGAGCUCUCGUCUCUAUGCAUCGGACAAGAGUUCUCUGCUCAUGAUGGAUCCAUUGUAGUCAUGAAGUUUUCUCACGAUGGGGAAUACUUAGCCACUGCUGGUGAAGACUGUGUUGUCCGAGUAUGGAGCAUCACUGAAGAAGAGAGAAGAGAGAAUACGUUUGAAUUGGCUGAGUCUGAUUCCAGCUCUAACUGUGUUUACUUUGGGAUGAAUGAUAAGUCACAGAUUGAGCCUUUAAACAUUGAGAAUAAUGAGAAAAUUGAAAAGAGUAGAGGAUUGUUGAGGAAAAAGUCAGAAUCGACCUGCGCUGUGUUGCCUUCAAAGGUCUUUACUAUAUCUGAAACCCCUCAGCAUGAGUUCCGGGGACAUGCUGGUGAAAUCUUGGAUCUUUCCUGGUCCCACAAAGGGUUUCUACUAUCAUCAUCAGUGGACGAGACUGUUCGUUUAUGGCGAGUUGGCUCUUCUGAUGAAUGCCUCAGCGUUUUCUCUCAUAAGAGUUUUGUGACUUGUGUGGCAUUCAAUCCUGUGGAUGACAAUUACUUUAUAAGCGGAUCUACUGAUGGGAAAGUCCGUAUAUGGGAUGUGUCUCGUUUCAGGGUUGUGGACUAUACAGAUAUAAAAGAGAUUGUUACAGCUUUGUGCUAUCGCCCUGAUGCUAAAGGUGUUGUUGUAGGUUCCAUGACUGGAGAAUGUCGCUUUUUCCAUACAAUUGAUAACCAGCUGGAACUGGCUAAAGAGAUCAGUUUACAUGGGGGGAAGAAGACGAAGAAGAAGGUUCCUAGCAAAAGGAUCACUGGUUUUCAGUUCUCUCCCGGUGAUUCAGACAAACUAAUGGUCACUUCUGCUGAUUCUCAAAUCCGAAUACUCUGUGGAGUGGAUACAAUCUGCAAGCUUAAGAAAGCUUCAAGUCUUAAAACAACACUGAGCCCAACCCCUGCUUUGUUCACAUCGGAUGGGAAACACAUUGUCUCAACAAUAGAGGACUCAGGCAUUCAUGUUUGGGACUACUCUCAACCCAACAAGAAAACUGCUUCUCAGAAACCAAAAACUAUCAGGUCUUAUGAGGGUUUUCUCUCAGACAACGUCUCUGUUGCCAUACCUUGGCUAGGCCAGGGGAAAGAGGAGGACAGUGUCUGCAGUUUCAUUGCUGAUUUGGACAAAAGGUAUGCUCAUUUGCCGUUGCCAGUGAGGGAUUGUUUCGCUCCAGUGAAAGGAGCGACAACGUGGCCAGAAGAGAAGCUUGGAGUAGUAGCAGGUUCUGUUGCAGCAGCCAUCUCAGCUACGGCCAGCAGCAGAUCCAAGCUGAGGCUAUUAAGGAGCGUGUGCCAGAACGUCAACAACGCUUCUACGCCUCACCUGUGGGGGCUAGUAAUUGUGACUGCAACUUGGGACGGUAGGAUCAGAGUGUUCCAUAACUACGGUUUGCCAAUUCGGGUCUAAAGAGAGACUGAAGCAGAGUGUACAUUUCCAAGUUGUUAGUGUAGAACGCUUUGAUUUGAUUGGAGCUCACGUUAAGCCUUAAAGAGGUUGACCGAAAAGUGGGUCUCUUUUUAUUGGUUCUAUAUGUGUAGCUGUGAGUGACACAGAAAUAUUGUUAUUACUAUUGUGUGUGUGUAAACACUGGGCAUUAAUGUGUUUCAAAACAAAACAAAAAAACACUGGGCAUUAAUAUAAAAAUACCACCACUCUUAACC